Seminavis robusta is the source of this 676-nucleotide messenger RNA. Lineage: Eukaryota; Bacillariophyta; Bacillariophyceae; Naviculales; Naviculaceae. The record is from the annotation of a GenBank genome assembly.
CAGAACUGGAAGUGUCCCUGUGCUGAAAUGGGCCCGCAGAUUGGGGUACCAAUGGAAUGAAAAACAUGCUCUGCUGCAACUGAACAUGGUCAAUUUCAAUUGCUAAAAUGGGCUCGUGACAAUGGCUGCCCAUGGAAUUCAGCGACAUGUGCUGGUGCUGCUAAAGGUGGCAAUAUGGAAAUUCUCAAAUGGGUCAGAGCCAAUUGUUUGCUUGUGGGAUGCUGAGGCAUGUUCGAAAGCUGCGGCAAGUGGUCAUCUCAGUAUUCUUAUGUGGUUGCAUGAGAACGGUUGUCCCUGGGAUGAAAAGACAUGCCACAAGGCUGCCAAGUAUGGCCAUUUCAAAUUACUGGAAUGGGCCAGGGACAAAGGGUGUCCAUGGGACUCAAGGACAUGGUCUUCUGCUGCCAAAUUCGGCCACAUUGCAAUUCUCAAGUGGGCUCAUGAGAACGGAUGUCCAUGGGAUGAAGAGACAUGCUCUUCAGCUGCUCAGGGUGGCCAAUUUGCAAUUCUCCAAUGGGCUCAUGAGAAUGGUUGCCCAUGGAAUUCAUGGACUUGCCGAAUUGCUGCCCGUGGUGGUCAUCUAGAAAUUCUGAAAUGGGCUCGUGGGAAUGGUUGUCCAUGAAUUCACGGACUUGCAGAAAUGCUGCCCAUUGUGGUCAUCUAGAAGUUCUGAAGU